Messenger RNA from Anguilla rostrata (American eel), 6093 nucleotides. It is a transcript of the gene wnt8b, whose product is annotated as wingless-type MMTV integration site family, member 8b. The transcript has 6 exons. Gene Ontology annotation, cellular component: extracellular region. NCBI's taxonomy places the organism in Eukaryota, Metazoa, Chordata, Actinopteri, Anguilliformes, Anguillidae. The coding region runs from base 3193 to 4251 and encodes 352 amino acids. Gene Ontology annotation, molecular function: cytokine activity; frizzled binding. The record is from RefSeq and is a predicted model, not a curated record. Gene Ontology annotation, biological process: cell fate commitment; neuron differentiation; canonical Wnt signaling pathway.
AAGAUUUCACUCAAUUUAAUUACCCCUCCACCUCCCUCUCACCUCUCACUUUGCAAAAUAAUUGGACAGACUUCCAAUAAUUUGAUUUCCUCUAAAGCCAAAGGAGGCUUUGUGUAAGAUUAUUUUUUGGUGUGUGUGUGUGUGUGUGUGCACGUUCUUAUUGGUUAGUCACAACUGAUUAAAGCAAACCUUUUUGAGUGGGGUCAGAAUAGUCUGCUAGCCUCAUUUACACUAUCACCUCCCUGUUUUUUGAACGGACAAUCCGGAAAUACAUAUGCAAAUUGAGAAUUACAUAUGUAUUAACUGCCAAGACGCAUUGUGUCUCUUUUAGGGGAGAAUGGCAGCAAAUUACGAUUUGGGCUUAUUACAAAUGCUUAGUGAAUCCCAUUUAUUUAUUUAUUUAUUUAUACUGUGUGUUUGCAGUCAUUUAGAAAUAGAAAAGGAAGUCGUCUAAAUUACAAUACACAUUACGUAAAACGCUGUACAAAUUAACGAUGUUGCGGGGUUGUCUUGCGGAGGCAAGCUACACGUAUACACAGAAACAGCACCAAUUAUAUGACGUUCUAUUGUAGGCAGUAUCAUAUUCAAAUUCUUUAUAAUAGUUUGAAGACUAUGAACAUCACAGCAACUUACAUCUCAUUCAACUCUUAACAGAUAACUUUUGGUCCCACUCUGGAAUGUGGAACCCAAUGGUGCCUGUUAAGAGCUGAAUUAACUCUGUUAGAGCUGAAUUAACACUGGACAUUUUUGUGUGUACUGGGUCAUAUCUUCACUAUUUUUUGUAUUUAACCUUUAAGUUUUUGUUUUAUGACUCACAAAGCAUGCCAACAAAUGCACAUAGUCUUAUACAUUUUUUUUAAAGCUGCAAUUUUCAAAGUUCUGCCCUAUUACUUUAUUUAUUUAUUUUUUUAGCAUUACGUAAGAUAUAUACGUCCCACUUAAGUAGCCUAAUCCUGCUAAGCAAAUAAACAAAAAUAACAAAAAAUAAAUAAAUAAUAAUUUUGCACCUGUUUUGCAUUUUAAAUGGAAAUUGGUUUGGUAUGUUACAAUGUUUCUUUCCAGCAUUGUGUGUGUGUGUGUGUGUGUGAGCCGCCGGGCAGACGCGGUAUAAUUUAGAGGCGUUCAGACGCGGGAUAACUUACACAGUAUGUGAUAGGCUACCUAAAAAGAAUUGAAAUAGCUAUAAUUGUUCAACGACCCAGUUUUUAAAAUAAGCUCUGACUGCCCUUAAAUAGCAGUAGUGUAUUUAAAUGUUAAAAAUAUAAUUAAUAAGUAUAUCAUUAUAAACAUAUAAAAAUAGAAUAAUGAAUGUUACCUCAUCUUAGUCCAGAUCAAUCAAAACGACACUUUAAAUUAUCAUCAACAACGGCAAUAAUAAUAAUAAUAAUAAUAAUAAUAAUAAUAAGCAUCAUCGUCAUCAAUUUGUUAUCCCAGUUAGUAGCAACAGCAUUUAAGAGGCACUCCUUUUUGUGAAUUCUCUGGAUUCAGUAACUUCAAAAUAAGAUACCUUACCAAAGAACUUUGUGUUAAUCCUAAUUUGCACAAAAGAAGAUGCGAAGACGUCAAAUAAAAGGGGGCCUGCAACGUCUUAAAAGGUCAGACAGGGGUCUAGGGGGAAAAGAAAGUAGCACUUCAAGCUGCGUUAGCUAUCUCUUAUCAGGAUUAAACAUGCAAACACCCAGACGCGACUGUUAUGUUUUCCUUUAUUUAAAGCGACGUUUAAACCUAUUACAUGACUCCGUCAUAAAUGCUUUUAUCAAAUAAAUAUUAUAUUAAAUCUUUAUAGAAUUAAAUGUCUUUCAGGUCGCUCAUCAUUCCAGCUGUCUGUUGAGACGUCCGCGUUUCUGGUUGCUACUUGUGAAGAUUUAACCGUUUUACUGGCAAUCGAAUCAAAAAGCAAUUGUUUGUGCUUUUACGCCUGUACUGGGGUUUAAAUUUCAACACAUAAUAAUAAUAAUAAUAAUAAUAAUAAUAAUGCUGUUGUUUUUAUUUCUUCUUCUUCUAUUGUCAUAUUGCUGUUUAACUAAUUGGAUUUGGCCACUUGUCGGAACUGACUGAUUAGAAAAACAAAAUAAAUGCGGGUUUAUUUAUGAACAAAUCAGUACAUCACUGUGCUGUUGGUCUAUGCCAAAAUCUAUUGGAUACAAUAUUUAAAUGUAUAUGUUUCCUUAUUUAAGAUGCAGUAAAUAAUAGCUUGAGAUUAUGAUUAACACUGUUUGGCGUAAUAUCCAUAUGCUGCGCUAUAGGCCUAUUGUCAUUCCCUUGUGAAUGAAAGGAAACACAAAUCGUUUAAUUCGUUUUUUAGGUUUCCGACUGAUGUAAAAUUUCAACGCUUCUCAAUUAUGUGUUUGGUUUUGUUUUUAUUAGUUUGGCCACCAUCAAAAUAGACUUCAGUGUAAGAUUAAGGAACAAAUGAUGAAGUAAUUGCUCCAUACUGCAACAAGAAAGUAAGGUUAGAAUCAAUUAACUUGUAGUUUUUGUUCUUCCUAUUUUGGAAACACAGACUGACAAUGUUUUACUGAGUUUAAAUAACCAAAGACGUUCAGUGAGUUGCAAUUUUUAAGACUUAAAUGAUUUGGUCGACAAGGUUGCCAAAUACAAAAAUAGCCUACUGAGGUGGACUGUUUCCGCAACAUUGUGUUGCUUGUUUUUCUUAUCAAUUGAAGAUUGAUGAUUAAAUCUAAUUUGUUAUAUACUUAGACAGACUAAGGAUACUGAUCCCCUUGGUUGCUAUAACAUCUGAGGCUAGUUCCAUCUGAUAAAACGCCAUAAUCUGACACCAUUAUCUUUUCCUACUGUAUAAAUCCCUUUCAAGUCGUUGUGUAAAUGAACUUUUAAAGCGGGUCUUGGGGGAGAUCUGCGCCCCUAUUUCGGUUUCAUAUGAAUUUCCUUCUAGGGUUGACACGCAGAGAGCUCUUCCCCGCUAUUUGUCCUCGCGGAACACGGGGUGCCCUUUUGAUCAUUUCAAUCUCCCCUUGGUACAAUACUCCUGAUUGGCUGGAAGUGCAAGAAGGGGGAAAAUCUUUAAUUAAGCAGAUAAUCUCUUGUUGGGAUGAGAGCGGCUCCAUUUCAGAACCCCCCCUCGUCUCCCACAUGAAGCCUUCACACACCCGAAAUCUGCAUGUAGGUAUAUAGCCUUGUGCAAGAGACCCUCAACUUUUCAGCCAACAGAUCUGGUCGUCUUUAUCCAGGAUGUUUAUGCAUUUGGAGGUCUGCUAUUACAUUCUAAUAUUGGUGACCCACAUGAAGUCUUGUUGCAGUUGGUCAGUGAAUAAUUUCCUGAUGACCGGCCCAAAGGCCUAUCUGAUCUACUCCAGUAGCGUCGCUGCGGGAGCUCAGAGCGGCAUUGAGGAAUGCAAGCACCAGUUUGCCUGGGAGCGCUGGAACUGUCCGGAAAGAGCGCUCCAGCUUUCCACCCACAGUGGCCUCCGCAGUGCCAAUAGGGAGACGGCGUUCGUGCACGCCAUCAGCUCGGCGGGAGUCAUGUACACCCUGACCCGGAACUGCAGCCUGGGAGACUUCGACAACUGCGGGUGCGACGACACGCGGAAUGGACAGCUGGGGGGCCAGGGCUGGCUCUGGGGAGGGUGCAGCGAUAACGUUGGCUUCGGGGAGGCCAUUUCCAAGCAGUUCGUCGAUGCCUUAGAGACGGGGCAGGAUGCUCGGGCGGCCAUGAACCUGCACAACAACGAAGCUGGACGCAAGGCGGUGAAGGGGACAAUGCAGCGGACAUGCAAGUGCCAUGGCGUGUCGGGCAGCUGCACCACGCAGACGUGCUGGCUGCAGCUGCCCGAGUUCCGCGAGGUGGGCAACUACCUGAAGGAGAAGUACCACCGGGCGCUGAAGGUGGACCUGCUGCGGGGGGCGGGCAACAGCGCGGCCAGCCGCGGCGCCAUCGCCGACACCUUCAGCUCCAUCUCCCGCAAGGAGCUGGUGCACCUGGAGGACUCGCCCAACUACUGCCUGGAGAACAAGACGCUGGGGCUGGCGGGCACGGAGGGCCGGGAGUGCGUGCGGCGCGGGAAGAGCCUGAGCCGCUGGGAGAAGCGCAGCUGCAAGCGGCUGUGCGGGGACUGCGGCCUGGCCGUGGAGGAGCGCAGGGCCGACACGGUGUCCAGCUGCAACUGCAAGUUCCACUGGUGCUGCGCCGUCAAGUGCGACCAGUGCCGCAAGACCGUCACCAAGUACUACUGCGUGAAGAAGGGCCGCGCCGGACGCAGGAAGAGCCUCCGUCUCCGGCGGAAACACUGAGGCGGUGGUGGGGGGGGGGCGACUGCUGCUGCUGCGCGCAGAGGCUGUCAUCUUCAUUCCUAUUGGCCACGCCCCUAACAGCCACACCCCUAACUGCCACAUACCUAACUGCCACACCAAUAACAACCACACCCCUAUCAGCCACACCCCUGAGAACCACACCCCUAACAAUCACACUCAUAACAACCACACCUCUAACAGCCACACCCCCCACAGCCACAUCCCUAACAGCCACACCUAUAACAACCCCUCCCAUAACAGCCACACCCCUAAGAGCCACACCCCUGACAGCCACUCUUGUAACAACUACACCCCUAUUAGCCUCGGCCCUAACAACCACACCCUUAAUGGCCAUUCCACCCCACCCUCAUCCACACCAUAACCCCUAACCAUCAUACACCCUUCUCCACCCCCCAUUUAUGGAAAUGGCAUGCACUGCCAUAUAUUGAAACUAAAUAUAUUAAGAUAUUGCAAUGAGUUCACUCACAAAUGGGCAAAUUUACAAAUUAUGGCUACUUUCAGAUAUUGCAAUAUGUUAACAAAAAAUACAUUGCUGGGAAAUUUAUUUAUCUUUAUAUUUUCCAAAAAGUCCACAUAUGUGCAAAUAUGUUGCGGUAUAUUCCAUUUCCGAAGCAUCCACUCAAAGGUACCCCACCCUCAUCCCCCAAUCACCUCUAAUGGUUACCUACCCACAUACUCCACAUAUGGAGGAAGUACAGCUACUGGGAGCCAAGGACACACGCACUACUGGAUGGGGUGGCAAAUGUAAAUAAGGACAAUGGGGUUUUAUUGAACCUACAUAAUAGAACAUAAGGAGAGUAUAAUACACGCAUUAGAACUGUAUAGGAUUCAUACUAUAUGCAUAAAUAUAUUUUUGUAAAUUGUUUUGUUUUUUCAGAUGUAUUUGUGAAGUGACUUAAUUUGCUUUGAGAUGCAUUUAAAACUAAUUUGGCGCAAAAAUGUUGAAGGCAUAUUUGAUUUAACGAGUCAGUGCAGGCUAUUCAAAAAUACAAACUCUAUAAGGAGAAAAACAGUGUCAUAACAGUACCCCCCUCUCCCCCCCAGCACCCCCCAUUAUUGUACUUCAUUAUUCCUAUCAGUACUGUAGUAAAGUUACCAUCGGCUAUGGAAUUUGGAAUUUGUGAUUUGUGCCUUUACGUUUUUUAAUUGGACAAGUCAAAAAAGUGUGGGAGGAUUAGAACUUAAUACAAAUGUGGGAAUUGGAGUACACUGGGUCCGACAUAGAGCUGUAUUUGGAAGGAAAGGACUGGGCAUACAUUCCUAUUGAUUUUCUACACAAUUAAACAGUAAAAUGCAACAAUAUACAUCAGCCUCGAAAAGAACAUUAGCCUCUAAAGUGUGUGGGUGCACAUUACACCCUGGUAGCACCCCUCAAAACACACAUGCAUUUCCCACAAAAUGUCCCCCAUAUUUCAAAUAUUUCCCCCCUCGUUUCCCCCCAUAGAAAUGGUUCACACUCUUAUUUCGAUAAAAUGGCUUGCGCUCUCAUUUGGUAAAAUGCCUUUCAGGAGCUAUGGUGUAGACUUUUUUUGUAUUUACUUUCUUUACUCUGAUCAUUUCUGGUUUACUGCUAUAUACAGUAUAUACAGUACAGGCUGAAACCAGAUUUUUCCACAAAUUUAUGCACAAAAACCACAUUCUUGGCCAUGCCCCACUGGUUUAUUUAAUUGUACAUAUAUUGAGCACUUUGUAAAUUGUUAAUUUAUUGCAGUUAUUCCUGGUUAAUUUGCUUUUUAUGGUGUUUUUUUUCUUUCUUGGUUUGUGUGUCUCUUGAGUUUCUUGGUAUCAAGCUUUUAUGAGUAAAGUUAUACUUAAAAGCCA